This is a messenger RNA of Symbiodinium natans, 2862 nucleotides long. NCBI's taxonomy places the organism in Eukaryota, Dinophyceae, Suessiales, Symbiodiniaceae. The record is from the annotation of a GenBank genome assembly.
AUGGACUUCGCACUGCUGCCAAUUUCCAAGGACUCUCUGGAGUGGCAGUGUAGCAUCCUACAACUGGGAGGCCUCACGGUCCUCCUGAACUGCGGCUGGUCGGAGUCCUUCGACCCGAAGCUGCUGUCUCCUCUCAUCCCUCACUUGCAUGAGCUGGACCUCAUUGUGCUGACGCACGCUGACUUUAAGCACCUUGGAGCGCUACCUUACCUGCUCACGAAGUAUCCGGUGUCCUGCCCGGUCGUCUGCACGGAGCCCGUGUGCCGGCUUGGGGAGCUCGCCUGUGUGGCGGCGCUGGAAGACCGGGAGAAGUACCGGGAGCCCUCGGACGCCUAUGAAGUGGAUGAUGUUCUUCGGAUCUUCAUGUCCAGGCUGUCCACACUCAAGUACAGAGAGACCUUCCGCAUCCAGGUCAACGGCCGUGUGCUUGCGGCCUGCCCCUUCCCGGCAGGGCCGAGCCUGGGAAGCGCCUACUGGACGCUGCAGUGCGGGAGCCUGUCGGCGGUGUACCUGGUCGAUGGAACCAUGCGCAAAGGUAGAUACUUAGAUGGCCUGGAGCUGGAGCGCAUGCUUCCUGGAUGCCGGGGCACUGCUCAGCGCUGGGACGUCGUUGUCACCUCGCCACUCUCCACGGCACGUUUGGCCGAUGGGUCCGAGGACCGGCUGAAGCUCCGGGCGCUGCCCGGGCGGGGGGCGCUGCAGAAACCUCCGGAGGUCUACGCCUCCUCCAAGGCCAUCACCAUUGCCCGCACCGUCCGGGAGCAAUGCUUCCUGGAGGAGACGGUGGCGACGCUCCGCAAGGGUGGGAGCGUCCUGAUUCCUGCAGAUGUGGCAGGGUGGAUCCCUGAGGCCCUGCUCCUCUUCGAGGCCGCCUGGAAUCAGGACCGCCAGCUCGCCACGUACCCGCUCGUGUGGCUUUCGUCCAUGGGCGACAUGGUGCUAGAUCAGGUCAAGACGCGCCUCGAGUACAUGGGCCACGAGGUCCUCGAGGCCUUCGAGUCGCGACCGGGGCACCACCCGUUCGUGCUGAAGAAUGUGAGGAUCUUCCAGAGCCUGGAGGAGCUUGUAGCAGCCCAUCCGCUGAACCGGCCGAAGGUGAUCUUCGCCACCUCCCAGCAUCUCGAAGCCGGCGACGCCCGCGAGCUCUUCUUCCGCAUCUCCGGCGAGUCCAAGGCACUUCUCUGGCUGCUCGGCGUGGCGCCUCAGGGGACGCUGGCGCGGACGCUGCUCGAGGAUUUCGUGCUGGGCAACUGCAUGCGCAAAGAGUAUCGCCUGCAGUACCAUUCGAAGACGCCCUUCCCUGACGAAGAGCUCCGCGCCUUCUACGAGAAGAUGCAGGAGCAGGCCAUGGAACCACCGGCGCCUCCGGAUGUGGCUGUGGCUAUGAAGGCAGAGGAUAUCCUGUCAGUCCAAGGCGGUGUGGGCCAAGGUGGUCGUGCGAAGGCCGAGGAGGCAGAGGCCAAGGUUGAACACAAGGUGGAGGUGAAGGCCGAAGGCAAAGUGGAGGGAAAGGCCGAAGCGAAGGCCGACGCAAAGGCCGAGGUUAAGGCCGAAACCAAGCCCGAGCCGAAGGCCCUGGCCAAGGAGGCGGCCAAGCCCUCCAGCGCACUCUGGAGCCCACUGGGCUGGCCCAGCUCCAGGACGGUGGCCUUUGCGGAGCCACGGGCGGAGAGUGACUCGUAUGGUCAGCUCCUGAGCGCAUCGGAGUUGCGUCUCUGGCGGGCCCAGGACCAGGAGGGCACCAAGUACACUGCCAGCGGCCCGGAGACCGCCUCGGCCUUGCCCAGCGUCAAGGAGGAAGCGGUGAAGCUGGAAGCAGAGCUGGCCGAGGGCGAGAGCUCAGAGUGGCGUGAGAGCCUCCGGGCCCAUUUCCGGGAGCCCAUGCGCUGCGAUGUGAGGGACCGGCUUCUGAAAGUGAACUGUAAAGUGCGCUAUCUGCCCGACAGCUCCCUGGAGGCUCGCGACCUGACGAACCUCCUACAGCUGGUCUCUCCCAGGCAUGUGGUGGUGCUCCCUGCGCGUGCUGGCAGCUCCGGCGAUACUGCGGACACCAGCACCGGCGCACAUCUUCAGGCCCACUUCCAAAAGAGCGACGUGCAGGAGCUGAGCCGGCUGCCACCAGAGAUCCACAUCCUGCGCCCGAAAGACCAGCCACUGCAACUCAGCCUGCGGUCGUCCAAAAGGUUGUCAGAGUCACCGCGUGCGCUGUCUGCAGCUUUGACGGCUCCCUUCCCAUGGGUCUGCGAGGACUCCGAAAGCUGGGCCUGGAGCCAAGUGGUGUUCCUGGGCGGGCUGGAGCGUUACGAGGUGAAGGGCUCGGACGUCCUGGGCAUCGGCAGCUUCAGCGUGGUCAGGAGAGGCCGCGACGUCCACGCUGGCCAGGUGGUGGCCGUGAAGUCCCUGAAGGCGGCCAGCUCCGCCAAAUUCCGCAGGGAGGUCUUCCUCUUCGAGGCCCUCUACUCGGAUGGGGAGGUGGACCAAGCUUCUCCAAAAAGCCGAAGGGCGCUCAGUAGAUCGGCAACAGUUGUGGAGGGAUCCAGGGAGUAUGACAGCAGCUGCGCGCCGGGCGCGUCGCUCUCUCCCCAGAACCUCUUUGUGCAGCUCCUGGCCCACUCCGACCUUGCUGUUGAGGCGGGUGUCAGCUGGAGCGUCCUGGAGUUGGGAGACUUCACCCUGCACGACUUGAUUCUUGCCUGUGGCGAUGCGGCGCGGGCAAAGAAGCCACACUGCCUGCAGAACGAGGCGCAGAUCGGCAGGGUGUUGCUUCGGGGUACUUGGAAAUACUUUUAUUUUUUGGGUACUGUAAUUCCUAAGAAGCAGCAGAAGACAUUAAUUUUAAUUUUUCGGUACUAUAACUCCUAA